Malania oleifera is the source of this 1352-nucleotide messenger RNA. RefSeq names its product secretory carrier-associated membrane protein 4. The record is from RefSeq and is a predicted model, not a curated record. Bases 317 to 1120 code for a protein of 267 amino acids. Gene Ontology annotation, biological process: protein transport. The transcript has 12 exons. Gene Ontology annotation, cellular component: recycling endosome membrane; trans-Golgi network membrane. NCBI's taxonomy places the organism in Eukaryota, Viridiplantae, Streptophyta, Magnoliopsida, Santalales, Ximeniaceae.
GAAGUAGUUGUUUUAUUCUGAAGCAAAGUGAGGCGUGCAAGUGGGGGAUUCGCCGAAGCGGAGACGCAUGUGCCAUGUCAUCGUUUGUCACGUGACAACACUCAGCUUCGCACACCUGGCGAAGGCUGGCUGAGGGCAAUCGGGGUAAAUUCCUCGUUCGCGAGGGGCAAUUGCAGAACCUCAUUUAUUCGGACUGUCAUCCCGCGUUGGUGGCACUCGCACUACAACACAAGCGGGUGAAAAGCGGCACGCACACGCUCUCUCCCUCCCCUUCUUUCUCUCUGAUUCAAUCUGUUGAGAACCAGAAGAAAGAAAGAUGAAUCGCUACAACGAUCCGAACCCGUUUGAUGAGGAAGAGGUCAAUCCAUUCUCGAAAGGUGCCGCUGCUUCUGCGUUAGGAUCACGAGUUCCUCCAUCUGAACCUGUGGGCUUAGGCCAUAAACAUGAUGCAACUGUGGACAUUCCACUGGAUACAAUGAAUGAUACUAAGAAGAAAGAGAAAGAACUUGCAGCCUGGGAAGCAGACUUGAAAAGGAGGGAGAAGGACAUAAAACGAAGAGAAGAUGCUGUUGGCCAAGCUGGCAUUCCCUCAGAUGAUAAGAACUGGCCACCAUUUUUUCCAGUUAUUCAUCAUGAUAUUGCUAAUGAGAUACCAGUUCAUGCUCAAAGAUUGCAGUAUUUGGCUUUUGCAAGUUGGUUAGGUAUAGUGCUUUGUCUUGUAUUCAAUGUUAUUGCGGUGACUGUCUGCUGGAUCAGAGGCGGAGGAGUGAAGAUCUUUUUCCUUGCUGUAAUCUAUACUUUACUUGGAUGCCCCCUUUCAUACGUUCUUUGGUACAGGCCUCUUUAUCGUGCGAUGAGGACAGAUAGUGCGUUGAAGUUUGGUUGGUUUUUCUUGUUCUACUUGCUUCACAUUGGUUUUUGUAUAUUUGCGGCCAUUGCUCCUCCAAUCGUCUUUCAUGGGAAGUCAUUGACGGGCAUCCUUCCGGCAGUUGAUGUCUUCUCCGACCAUGUGUUGGUGGGGAUUUUUUACUUGGUUGGCUUUGGCUUAUUUUGCUUAGAGUCACUUCUAAGCUUGUGGGUGCUGCAGAAAAUUUACUUGUAUUUUAGAGGGCACAAAUGAGACCGUGAUCAAGAGGCUGUAAACCAUCGGAGAUUAUUUGUUUCUUCUUUUUUCUGGAGGUGCCCCGAGUAUAUUCCUCACCCCCUCCUCCUUCCACCAUGUUUGUCGUAUCUUUUGUUGUGACGUUUGCUGGGUCGAUUCAAGAUGUUAGAAUGCCAAAUUGAUCAGUUCGAUAGUCUUUUCAUGUUUAUCGACCAUUUCCCCAUAUAUAUAUAUAUAGUUGAUUUCAUUA